Molecule: messenger RNA, 1698 nt
Organism: Triticum aestivum (bread wheat)
Lineage: Eukaryota; Viridiplantae; Streptophyta; Magnoliopsida; Poales; Poaceae
Exons: 3
Coding region: 238-1698 (486 amino acids)
Molecular function (GO): DNA binding
Source: RefSeq, a predicted model, not a curated record
UCCUCCUGGGUCGAUUCCCUUCUCGUUCUCCUCAUAGCGCCUCCUCCUCUCCAAUCCCUAACCCUAACCCUAAGGCAACGGCGCCGUCACCCGCGGCCUAUCCCCUUCACCGACAGCGCCAUCUCGUCCGAGUCCGAGCUGGAGGAGCACGUGUACGUCGGGGACGCAGCAAGGCCAGCACGCCAUCGGUCCCGCCUUCCCUGGUUCCUCGCCGAGCGCCACGAAGAGGAAGAGAGAAUGGUGAAGGAGAAGGGGAAUGAGAAGGGAAAGGGUGCUGGUAAGGAGAAUGGGAAGGCGAAUGGUGCUGGUAAGGAGAAUGGGAAGGCGAAGGGUGCUGGUAAGGAGAAUGGGAAGGCGAAUGGGAAGGCAAAGGCAAAGGAAAAGAGUUUGAAUUACCUAAUUAGGCAAGAUUCGUCGCUGCCUCUGCCGGUUCCGAGGAAGAAGAGCAAACCUAAGGUGCAGAUUAGGAAGGAGAAAGACUUUCCCAAUGCCCCAAUGGGAGAGUUGAUUUGUAGCUUAAAAAAACACCCUCCACCUCCUCCGCGUCUCCCUGACCGCACCGGUGCCGGCGUGCGUGCCGCGGAAGCCGCUGCCUCCGGCUCCGCAACCGGCUCCGAGCUGCCUCAUGCAUCUACUAUUGUGGUAGAGGACGAGGAGAAGGAGGAGGACGACGAGGACGAGGAGAAGGAGGAGGACGACGAGGACGAGGACAUGGAUGAGGACAAGGACAAGGAAUAUGAGGAGCAGAAUCUGUUUGUGGUUCCUCCAUUGCAAGCGGGUGCUGAUAUGUCGGAUGAUGAUACAUCAGAUGGGUAUAAGGAAUCAGCUGAUGAACUAGAAGGUCACACUAUGUCCCAGGAAUCACUUGUGCAUGUUGUCUCUAGUGAGGAGGAGGCAAGAGAAAGGAAAAGGAAAAAGAACAAGAGGCCAAGAGCCAAUGCUCAUGUUAGGAUGUCAUCCGAUGUUUGGGCCCAUUUUCACAAGGUCAGGGAGCCAGAUGAGAAGACUGGAGAGAUUGUGUUGAAGGCUGUUUGUAAUUAUUGUAACGACAAGAAGUAUGCGUAUAAGCAAGGUGUUAGCACCUCAUCUAUUGGAAGGUAUCAUUUAAAAUGUAAGUGUUACAAGUCCAAGAUGGCUAGGGAUGCCAUCCAAACAACUCUUGAAUUGCGCAGAAUCAAUAGUACAGCAAGUGGUCCAACAAUGCACCCCUCUAUUGAGUACGACCAAGGAAUCGUCAAGGAGCUUAUUGCUAAGAUGAUAUGUGUGCAUGAGUAUUCAUUUAGAAUGGUUGAACAUGAGUGGUUCAACAUUCUAAUGAAGUGCAUGAAUCCAAAUUAUAAACCCAUUGGAAGGAAGGCAAUACGAGCCGAGUGCAUGAUUGCUGUUUUUACUCCAAUGGUUGUUGUUUUUUACUCAUAUGGUUGCUGUUUUUACUCCAAUGGUUGCUGUUUUUUACUCAUAUGCUUGUUGUUUUUACUCGUAUGCUUUCUAAUUCACUCCAAUGCUAUCAUCUUUGAUCCUAGGUACAAGAUGGGUUACAUAGAGUGGGCCUUUGGAGAACUAUAUGGAGAAGGAAGUACGAGGUUUAGGACUGAGAUCAAAAUCGUGGAGAAAGAGUUGGCGGCCUUGUAUGACAAAUAUGUUGCUCAAGCGAGCUGGAAAUGGAGAAAGUUCAUCUUCCUCUGCAAACAUUCCUAG